Oncorhynchus gorbuscha (pink salmon) is the source of this 3228-nucleotide messenger RNA. RefSeq names its product alpha-2-antiplasmin-like. The transcript has 8 exons. The record is from RefSeq and is a predicted model, not a curated record. NCBI's taxonomy places the organism in Eukaryota, Metazoa, Chordata, Actinopteri, Salmoniformes, Salmonidae. Gene Ontology annotation, biological process: negative regulation of endopeptidase activity. The coding region runs from base 179 to 1684 and encodes 501 amino acids. Gene Ontology annotation, molecular function: serine-type endopeptidase inhibitor activity.
UUCAGAGUUGAACAUUAACUGAGCAAUGAGGGGGCUGACAGUAGAGUACUGGGCACUACAGGAUCCAGCUAGGGGAACACUCACCGUGCCUGUCUGACUCUAUCUGUCUAUAUCCUAAUCCUGUUUGCCUAUAUCACCUAUCCCCUGACCAAACAUCGGCUGGGCUAGCUGUUGGGAUAUGAAGCUGCAUCUGCCUGUACUCUUGCUGCUCUGCCUCUGUUGGCUGGGACUGACUGAUGAGACUGGUACGGUAGCUACUGAGUACCACUCUUGCGGGGAGCAGGUGCUCAGCCAGGAGGCCCGGUGGUCAGUAGGGGGUGCUGUAGAGAGACUGGGCAGGCAGCUACUGGACAGCCUGCAGACAGGGCCAGAGCAGCCCAACGUCAUCAUAUCACCCCUCAGCGUGGCCCUUGCACUAGCACAGCUCACACUGGGAGCUCGUAACGAGACACAGAAGUUGCUGCUAAGUUCUCUACACGCCCACACUGUGCCCUGCUACCAUGAAUCCCUGGGCAGCCUGCUCCAACACCUCACCAACACCUCCCUACAGGUGGCUACACGCAUGUACCUGCGCCCAGAGUUUGAGGUGUACCAGUCCUUUGUUGCAGAAUCCAUGCGUAGCUACAAAUCAGAGCCUGCCCCCUUGAUCUCAGUGGAAGAUGUCAACCAAUGGGUGGAAGACACCACCAAAGGUCACAUGACCAAUUUCCUGACCAGUAUUCCGCAUGAUGUGGUGCUCAUGCUGAUCAAUGCUGUGCAUUUCAAAGGUGAGUGGGAGGCUCGCUUCGACCCUCAGCUCACACAGAAGGAUGUCUUCUACCUGGACAAUAAGAACUUUGUCCAUGUAGACAUGAUGCGGUCAGCCAAGUAUCCACUGAGCCUGUUAGAAGAUGGGGAGCUUGGGGCUCAGGUUGCACGUUUUCCAUUUAAGGGAAACACCAGCUUUCUGGUAGUGAUGCCGUUGCCAGGAAGAGGAAACGUGUCAUCGCUGGUGGCCAAGCUGAAUAUCUCUGACCUGUACAGACGUCUACCUCAGGAGAGGACCAUGCAGGUCCAACUGCCCAAGUUCACCCUGCAGUACCGCCAAGAGCUACAGGAGGCGCUGACCAGCAUGGGUCUGGGCUCUUUGUUCUCUAGUCCUAAUCUGUCCGGUGUGUCAGCGGUUCCUCUGCAGGUGUCCAGCAUGCGUCACGCCUGCGGGGUGGAGUUGAGUGAGGAGGGGGCCGAAGCAUCUGCAGCCACCUCCAUCACCAUCAUGCGCUCUGUUCCCAUUUUUUCUGUAAACUCCCCCUUCCUGUUCGCCCUGGUAGACCACGCCUCCCUCGCUCCAAUCUUCCUGGGCACCGUCACUAACCCAGCCCCUGACGCCAGCCCCAUUCAGAUCGACAGUCCCCUCGGCGAUGAUCCCAAUGGCAACAGGACCCAAAGUGACAGCUCUCAUAGCAACAGCAAUGUACAGAACGAUGGUCCCCAUAGUAACAACAACGUACAGAGCGACAGUCCCCAUAGCAGUAACAACGUACAGAGUGACCAGCCACAAAGUGAUAGAAUGCAGUGCGGCGUCCCUGUCGGGGGGGAGGAGCCACAACAGCCCCUGAAUGAAGUAGAGGGAAACCCCAACGCCCAAGUGGAGGGGCAAGGAUCCAGUUCCUGUGCCAAUCCCUCUCAUACAGUUCCUUCCUAAACCAACACUGAUGCCCAACUUGCCCCAACCAAUCUCUCACUGUUCUGUCCUGAGCAACACUGAUGCCCAGCUUGCCCCAACCCAUCUCUCACUGUUCUGUCCUGAGAAACACUGAUGCCCAGCUUGCCCCAACCCAUCUCUCACUGUUCUGUCCUGAGAAACACUGAUGCCCAGCUUGCCCCAACCCAUCUCUCACUGUUCUGUCCUGUCCUGAGCAACACUGAUGCCCAGCUUGCCCCAACCCAUCUCUCACUGUUCUGUCCUGAGAAACACUGAUGCCCAGCUUGCCCCAACCCAUCUCUCACUGUUCUGUCCUGAGCAACACUGAUGCCCAGCUUGCCCCAACCCAUCUCUCACUGUUCUGUCCUGAGAAACACUGAUGCCCAGCUUGCCCCAACCCAUCUCUCACUGUUCUGUCCUGUCCUGAGCAACACUGAUGCCCAACUUGCCCCAACCCAUCUCUCACUGUUCUGUCCUGAGCAACACUGAUGCCCAGCUUGCCCCAACCCAUCUCUCACUGUUCUGUCCUGAGAAACACUGAUGCCCAGCUUGCCCCAACCCAUCUCUCACUGUUCUGUCCUGUCCUGAGCAACACUGAUGCCCAGCUUGCCCCAACCCAUCUCUCACUGUUCUGUCCUGAGAAACACUGAUUCCCAGCUUGCCCCAACCCAUCUCUCACUGUUCUGUCCUGAGCAACACUGAUGCCCAGCUUGCCCCAACCCAUCUCUCACUGUUCUGUCCUGAGAAACACUGAUGCCCAGCUUGCCCCAACCCAUCUCUCACUGUUCUGCCCUGUCCUGAGCAACACUGAUGCCCAACUUGCCCCAACCCAUCUCUCACUGUUCUGUCCUGUCCUGAGCAACACUGAUGCCCAGCUUGCCCCAACCCAUCUCUCACUCUUCUGUCCUGAGCAACACUGAUGCCCAGCUUGCCCCAACCCAUCUCUCACUGUUCUGUCCUGUCCUGAGCAACACUGAUGCCCAGCUUGCCCCAACCCAUCUCUCACUGUUCUGUCCUGAGCAACACUGAUGCCCAGCUUGCCCCAACCCAUCUCUCACUGUUCUGUCCUGUCCUGAGCAACACUGAUGCCCAGCUUGCCCCAAUGCAUCUCUCACUGUUCUGUCCUGUCCUGAGCAACACUGAUGCCCAGCUUGCCCCAAACCAUCUCUCACUGUUCUGUCAUGAACAAUACUGCCUGACCAGCUGGUCUCAUAUGGAGCCCAGCCCUCACAUAGCAAAACCCUAUCCCAAUCUAUUGGCACAGUUCCCAGUCCAGAAUCAACAACAGCCCCUACCCCUAGACACCUGACAACUUCUCACAGUCCCUCCCCAGUGAAUACCCCUGAUUACAACCCAGUGAUUUAGGAGAGACCAUGGACCUGUCCCAUACUACACUGUGUGUGCAGAUUAACACUCAAAUGUGUUUUUUUACACUUGGCUGUGCACUGUCUGUAUUACAGUAUUUGUGUUUUGUUUUGAUGUCUUACUUUUUGAUGAUUCUCACCUCUGGUAUUGAUUAAAGAAAUGAAGUCUCAAUGUUUUAA